GGGAGACCCAUAGACACAUAGACACGGGAGAGACAGAGGAGGAGAGAGACAGAGACAAAGGCACAGCAGAAGGAGGCAGAGACAGGGCAGGCACAGAGGUGAAGCCAGACAGAGUCGUCAAGUGGGAGAGGCCAGAGAAGCUGCAGAAGAUCCAGGCAGGCAGAGACAAAGAUCCAGGACAGGCAGGCGCGGGAGGAGAAUUUGGAGGAGCCAGACGACUGGGGAUCUCCCUUAAGCCUAGGAGCCAAGUUUUCUCCAGCUCCUCUGGAGGUCCCCAGCCCCUUUGAAAACUCUGCCUCUCAUCUGGCACGAGUCCGAGCCCCCAGGCUGCAGAGAGGAGCUUUCCCAAGCCAGGGCAUGGAGGGCUUGAUGCCCCAGACAGCCUCCCUCCCUCCCAGCUGUAGCACCAGUGCCAUGUCCCGGACCGGCCCGUGUCCCGGGAGGGGCUUGGCAGAGGGCUGGCUGUGGGGAGUCCAACUCCGCCCGCUGCUCUCCACUGUGCCCUUCUCCGGGCUGGUGUGGCUGCUUCUGCUGCUGCUGGCUUCCCUCCUGCCCUCGGCCCAGCCAGCCAGCCCCCUCCCCCGGGAAGAGGAGAUCGUAUUUCCAGAGAAGCUCAACGGCAGCAUCCUGCCUGGCUUAGGCACCCCUGCCAGGCUGUUUUACCACCUGCCAGCCUUUGGGGAGACGCUGCUACUAGAGCUGGAGCAGGACCCCGGCGUGCGGGUUGAGGGGCUGACGGUGCAGUACCUGGGCAAGGCGCCGGAGCUACUGGGCGGGGCCGAGCCAGGCACCUACCUGACGGGCACCAUCAAUGGAGAUCCGGAGUCGGUGGCAUCUCUGCACUGGGAUGGGGGAGCCCUAUUAGGGGUGCUGCAGUAUCAGGGGGCCGAACUCCACCUCCAGCCCCUGGAGGGGGGCACUCCAAACUCUGCUGUGGGGCCUGGGGCUCACAUCCUACGGCGGAAGAGCCCCGCCAGCGACCAAGGCCCCAUGUGCAACGUCAAGGCUCCCCCAGGGCGUCCCAGCCCCAGUCCCAGCCCCCGAAGAGCCAAGCGCUUUGCUUCAGUGAGUCGAUUCGUGGAGACCUUGGUGGUAGCAGAUGACAAGAUGGCGGCUUUUCACGGCGCCGGGCUAAAGCGCUACCUGCUGACUGUUAUGGCAGCGGCAGCCAAGGCUUUCAAGCACCCAAGCAUCCGUAACCCUGUCAGCUUGGUGGUGACUCGGCUGGUGAUCCUGGGGCCAGGCAAGGAAGGGCCCCAGGUGGGGCCCAGUGCCGCCCAGACCCUGCGCAGCUUCUGUGCCUGGCAGCGGGGCCUCAAUACCCCUGAGGAUUCAGACCCUGACCACUUCGACACAGCCAUUCUGUUCACCCGUCAGGAUCUGUGUGGGGUCUCCACUUGUGACACUCUGGGCAUGGCAGAUGUAGGCACUGUGUGUGACCCGGCUCGGAGCUGCGCCAUCGUAGAGGAUGAUGGGCUCCAGUCGGCCUUUACUGCUGCCCAUGAACUGGGCCAUGUCUUCAACAUGCUGCACGACAACUCAAAGCCCUGCGUGGAUCUGAAUGGGCCUGGGAGCAGCUCCCGCCAUGUCAUGGCUCCUGUGAUGGCUCAUGUGGACCCUGAAGAGCCCUGGUCCCCUUGCAGUGCUCGCUUCAUUACUGACUUCCUGGACAAUGGCUAUGGGCACUGUCUCCUAGACAAACCAGAGGCUCCUCUGCAUCUGCCUGUGACCUUCCCUGGCAAGGACUAUGAUGCCGACCGUCAGUGCCAGCUGACCUUUGGGCCCGACUCACGCCAUUGCCCGCAGCUGCCGCCACCCUGUGCUGCCCUCUGGUGCUCUGGUCACCUCAAUGGCCACGCCAUGUGCCAGACCAAGCACUCACCCUGGGCUGAUGGCACCCCCUGCGGGCCGAACCAGGCCUGCAUGGGUGGCCGCUGCCUGCACAUCGACCAGCUCCAAGACUUCAACAUCCCCCAGGCUGGUGGCUGGGGUCCCUGGGGGCCGUGGGGCGACUGCUCUCGGAGCUGUGGGGGUGGCGUUCAGUUCUCCUCCCGGGACUGCACGCGGCCCAUCCCUCGGAAUGGUGGCAAGUAUUGUGAGGGCCGCCGCACCCGCUUCCGUUCCUGCAACACCCAGGACUGCCCAACAGGCUCAACGUUGACCUUCCGCGAGGAGCAGUGUGCUGCCUACAACCACCGCACUGACCUCUUCAAGAACUUCCCGGGGCCCAUGGACUGGGUCCCCCGCUAUACGGGUGUGGCCCCUCGGGACCAGUGCAAGCUCACCUGCCAGGCCCGGGCACUGGGCUACUACUACGUUCUGGAGCCACGGGUGGUAGACGGGACCCCUUGUUCCCCAGACAGCUCCUCCAUCUGUGUCCAGGGCCGCUGCAUCCAUGCCGGUUGUGACCACGUUAUUGGCUCCAAAAAAAAGUUUGACAAGUGCAUGGUGUGCGGUGGGGAUGGCUCUGGCUGCAGCAAGCAGUCUGGCUCCUUCAGAAAAUUCAGGUAUGGCUACAACGAUGUGGUCACUAUCCCCGCGGGGGCCACCCACAUCCUUGUCCGGCAGCAGGGGACUCCUGGCCCCCGGAGCAUCUACCUGGCCCUGAAGCUCCCAGAUGGCUCCUAUGCCCUCAAUGGUGAAUACACACUGAUGCCCUCCCCAACAGACGUGGUACUGCCCGGGGCAGCCAACUUGCGCUACAGUGGGGCCACUGCAGCCUCAGAGACACUGUCGGGCCAUGGGCCACUGGCCCAGCCCUUGACUCUGCAGGCCCUGGUGGCUGGUGACCCCCAGAACGCACGCCUCCGCUACAGCUUCUUUGUGCCCCGGCCCGCACCGUCAGUGCCACGCUCCACUCCCCAGGACUGGCUGCACCGCAAGGCACAGAUCCUGGAGAUCCUCCGGCGGCGCUCCUGGGCAGGCAGGAAAUAACCUCACCAACCCGGCUGCCCUUUCUGGGCACCGGGGCCUCGGAUUUAUCUGGGAGAAAGUGGGGGCUUCUGCAGCUGCCUCAUGCUAAGACACAGUGGGGAGAGGGGGAGCUCGAAGGUGAAACCUGCCCCUCCUCCCUGUCCUAAUCUGCAGGCUGGCCCUGCCCUGGUUUCCUGCCCUGGGAGGCAGUGAAGAGUUGGUGGAUCCAAGGGGGCUGGGAGGUGGUCCCCUAUCUAAACUGCCCCUUCUGCCCUGCUGGUCACAGGAGGGAGGGGGAAGGCAGGGUGGGCCCCAGUUGUAUUUAUUUGGUAUUUAUUCACUUUUCUUUAGCACCAGGGAAGGGGAUGAGGUCUUGGGCCCUGGGGAAACUGACCCCCACCCCUCAUAGCCCUCACCCUGGCUAGGACAUCCAGGGUGGUGGUGAUUGGCUUAAGUGAUUGAGAGUGUGUGUGUGUGAGAGGGUGUGUGUGUGAGAGAGAGUGUGUGUGUACAUGUGUUCUUACGUAUGAGGUACAUCCUGCCUGGUUUUCCUCUCCCUGAAUUUUAUUUUCUGGGAAAGGAAGAGUCAAGGGUAGGAUGGACCUUCAGGGAGCAAGGGUUAUUAAUUGUCAUAUUUUAAAAAUAUAAAUUGAAUUGUGUUAUUUAUGUGCUCCUUUUGGAGUCAGACAGCUGUGGGUUGCACCCUGGCUCCACAUCUCUUAAGUGUUAGUUUCCUCAUGUGCCAAUAAUAAUACCUCCCUUGGAAAUUUGUUUUGAGGAUUUUGAGGAUUGAAUAAUGUAAAUAAAGAACUAGCACAAUG
This is a messenger RNA of Choloepus didactylus (southern two-toed sloth), 3734 nucleotides long. RefSeq names its product ADAM metallopeptidase with thrombospondin type 1 motif 4 (gene ADAMTS4). The record is from RefSeq and is a predicted model, not a curated record. Gene Ontology annotation, cellular component: extracellular matrix. Lineage: Eukaryota; Metazoa; Chordata; Mammalia; Pilosa; Megalonychidae. The coding region runs from base 358 to 2934 and encodes 858 amino acids. Gene Ontology annotation, biological process: proteolysis; extracellular matrix organization. The transcript has 9 exons. Gene Ontology annotation, molecular function: metalloendopeptidase activity.